Messenger RNA from Raphanus sativus (radish), 1367 nucleotides. RefSeq lists its product as uncharacterized. Gene Ontology annotation, cellular component: membrane; mitochondrial inner membrane peptidase complex. Gene Ontology annotation, molecular function: serine-type endopeptidase activity. NCBI's taxonomy places the organism in Eukaryota, Viridiplantae, Streptophyta, Magnoliopsida, Brassicales, Brassicaceae. The coding region runs from base 596 to 1096 and encodes 166 amino acids. The record is from RefSeq and is a predicted model, not a curated record. The transcript has 5 exons.
AUUGACAUGCCGAGCUGGCUAAAGAAACCUAAACUCUUACUUGCCUUCUUGUCACAGCAUUUCUUGAGGUAAGUAGCAAGAGUUCGCUGCUCCAACACUUGUUACAACCGUCAACCGAGACUGAUGUAUCUAAACAAUGCAAAAAAAAGCUGAAAUAUUGUCAACAGAAUGAAGACAGAAACAUAAACAAAUCUGGAACUGCGAAAACUAUGAAAUAUUGAUUUUGGUCUCUAAAAUUUUUGAAAGGAUUUUAUAUAGAUAAGUGUCUCUAAAAUUAUUUUUAAAAAGUUUUUUUUUUUACAAAAGUUAAAAAAAAAAACAUUUUAGGCCCCUAAAUUUUAGAUUUGGCCAAAGCUUUGCACUGUUAGAAGAAAAACAAAUCUAAUAGAUUUUACGUUGUAAACCUUCAAGUUUAUUUUUAUAUUUUGUUGGAAUUAUCAAAUAAGCCCCUAUUCUUUGUUGUCUGUUUCUUUCUUAACCCGAAUAAUUUAGUCGCUUCGACGAGAACUCACCUUUAGAAGCUUGAACCCUAAACCCCUCUCCCGAUCCAGUUUCAGCGUAGAAUCCGGACCUGGUUCGGUGCCUUUGUCGAGACAUGAGAUGGCUGAGAUAUCUAAACCAAUGGCGUGGAACCGCGAAGGAAGCAUUCGAGCAAGUAUCAAUUGUAGCCAAGUUUCUCUGUUUGAUCCACGUCACCGAUCGUUACAUAAUCUCAUCAACCCAUGUUCAAGGUCCUAGCAUGCUUCCGACGCUUAACCUCACGGGGGAUGUCAUUUUAGCGGAACAUUUAUCGCACCGGUUCGGUAAGAUUGGUCUCGGUGACAUUGUGUUGGUUCGAUCUCCGACUGACCCGACUAGGAUGGUGACGAAGAGGAUCUUGGGUUUAGAAGGGCAUAGACUCUCUUUCUCUGCGGAUCCUUUGGUUGGUGAUAGCUCCGUCAGCGUUGUGGUUCCAAAAGGCCAUGUUUGGAUUCAGGGAGAUAACUUGUAUGCUUCAACUGAUUCACGUAAUUUCGGACCUGUACCUUACAAUCUCAUCGAAGGCAAAGCUCUUCUGCGUGUCUGGCCACCACGGUUCUUUGGGUCAUUGAGGUGACGAUCACAAUCCGGGUUGUUUCCCUUUCAGUUGUUUUUGCAGUAGGAUGUGUGUAACUCCAGCGGUUUUAUUGCAAUGUUGAUCAUACUCAUUAGAGUAAUGUUAUGUAUCAAUCGGAUUUAGAUAAAGCCACAGAAGUGGGAUAAAUAUUAGAGGAAGCCAUGGACCUGACUUUGUUUUAUACCUGAAGCUACGUUAAGAUUCAUUUUGUAAGAUCUAAAAAGUUGGUGAGAUUUUGGUUGAUAAUUGGCAUUGAGCCAAGUUUUAGAUU